Colletotrichum spaethianum is the source of this 342-nucleotide messenger RNA. RefSeq lists its product as uncharacterized. The transcript is spliced from 2 exons. Gene Ontology annotation, molecular function: oxidoreductase activity, acting on the CH-OH group of donors, NAD or NADP as acceptor. NCBI's taxonomy places the organism in Eukaryota, Fungi, Ascomycota, Sordariomycetes, Glomerellales, Glomerellaceae. Bases 1 to 342 code for a protein of 113 amino acids. The record is from RefSeq and is a predicted model, not a curated record.
AUGAAUUUGACCGGAAACUCUCAUAAGGACCUUGAAGAGGACCUCUUGGGGUGCUUCAAGGUUAACGUCAUCGCAAACGUCCACUGGUUCAACCUCUACAUGCCGCUGGUCCUUAAGGUAAACAUCAAAAAGGUCAUCGCCAUGACCUCCAUGUUGGCCGACAUCGACCUCAUCAACCAAUACCACGUCGACUUCUGUGCGCCCUACUCUAUCAGCAAAGGGGCAAUGAACGUUGCUAUCAGUAAGUUCCACGGCCAAUACGCCAGGGACGGGGUUUUAUUCAUGGGGAUCUGCCCCGGGUUGGUCGAGACAGGACGCAGUGACAAUCGUGAGUUUGACUAA